Brachypodium distachyon (stiff brome) is the source of this 2029-nucleotide messenger RNA. RefSeq lists its product as uncharacterized. The transcript has 5 exons. Bases 147 to 1631 code for a protein of 494 amino acids. The record is from RefSeq and is a predicted model, not a curated record. Gene Ontology annotation, molecular function: protein binding. Lineage: Eukaryota; Viridiplantae; Streptophyta; Magnoliopsida; Poales; Poaceae.
GCUCAAGGCGGUGGGUUUCCUUCCCCCGCACAAUCCCCUCCCCCAAAAAUCACCACACCAAACGCCGCCGCCUCGUCCCACACCAAACGCCGCCGUCCCACGAAUCCCACGGCCUCGUCCCGCAACGGCCUCUCAGGCUCCCCGCGAUGGCCAGCUCUGCGAUCUCCGACUUGGUAGAGAAGGGCAAGGAGAUCAUGCGCAUGAAGGAAGAGGGUCAAUUCGGGCGCGCACUGCAACUGGCCGACGUGCUCGCCAUGAAGCACCCUGACUCGCCCCUACCUCCCAGCCUCAUAGGUGCGAUCCACUACGAUGCGGCCAUCCGCGCGCGCGAGGCUGCUGCGGGCUCGGAGGAGGAGGUGGCCGACGCGGCGGCGCUAGCCGAGACCCACCUCCGCGCUGCUCACCAUGCGAUCAUCCAGGUGAAUUCGGUGGCGCCCGACAACAUCGACAACCAUAUCGCGCUCGCGGGCGUGCUUGUCGAGUUAUCGAUGUUCCGCGAGGCGGAGACCGCGCUGCGCCGCGCUUGGGAUUUGGAGGCAAACCCACCUGUCACGACGCAAGGCCUCCACAGCCGACUGGGAUCCUCCACUCGCGACGCGAAGGAUCAGUCCUACGAACGGCUGACCAAUCGGAUCGUUGACCAUGAGAUUCAGAAGGUAUCAGAGGUGCGCAAUAGCCAUGGUGGGGCGCUGAAUGCUCUGAAGGAGGCUCGAAGUCUCGCCAAGCGCUUCCCGGUCUCGGUGCGUGCGCGGCUGUUCGAAGCUCUCAUCGAAUUAGAGUACAUGAACAACCUCCCUCGAGAUCUUGACAGGACCAAAGGAUUGGAAAGGCUUCUACAAAGUGCCAAUGCUAUUGUUGAAACAUUCCCCAAAUCAGGUGUAUCUGCUUCUUUCCGAGCCCGAUUGCUGUUCCUUUUGGGUAGGCAUGAUGAUGCGGAGGCAGAAUGCAAUCGGGCACUUCCUUUGGUUGAUCUAAAAGAAGAUACAAUCCUCCCUGCAUCCAUCAGAGGGGAUAAAAGCGAGUUUGAUGACCUACUCUCCAAAAUCACGACCAAAAGACAGAUGGCUGGAGCUGGUGGUAGACCAUGCCAGAAGAUCACCGUGGAUGAUAUUGCUACCAUCUUUAAUGUUGAUCAAGUGUCAAGCAAAGAGGAAGUCUCCUUUCCAGCAGGUGGACAUGAGCUUAGCAAGAGUACAAGCAACAUUGGUGAUAUUGCUGCCAUCUGUAAUGUUGAUAAACUAUCAAGCAAAGAGAAAGUAUACUAUCCAGCAGGUGGACAUGAGCUUAGCAAGAGUACAAGCAACAUUGGUGAUAUUGCUGCCAUCUGUAAUGUUGAUAAACUAUCAAGCAAAGAGAAAGUAUACUAUCCAGCAGGUGGACAUGAGCUUAGCAAGAGUACAAGCAACAUUGGUGAUAUUGCUGCCAUCUCUAAUGUUGAUAAACUAUCAAGCGAAGAGAAAGUAUACUAUCCAGCAGGAAAUGCUUAUUCCAUACCUUGUUCAGUCGGAAGAGCUCCACUCAAGUUAUUACCGCUAAGACAUAAGACUUCAAGUGGAACUGGUUCGGAAGACAAACUAAUAGGAAAAGGUCCUUCAAAAUUAUUGAAGGACAAAUCGAGGAACUUCAGAUGAGGAGGUGCAAAUAAUGAUGGAGGGAGAGAUCCGCUGAAUUGAUUUCUACCCACAUUCAACUUCCCGAUGCUUUUAAAGGCUGUGAUGCAUGCAAGUAGUAUAAUGAUUACAGGUGGCACAAACUGAAGUAUUAAACAUGAAGUCCUUUCCUAAUGUAAGUAAGAACUUGUUUUUUACCUGAAAACGGCAGAGUUCCAUUGAGGUAAUUGUUACUGAGAUCCAAGACUUCAAGUGAAAUCAGUCCCGAGGAUGAACUAAUUGGGAUAGGCUCAACAAAGAGAUUUACCGAGAGAACCAGAAUCUUUAGCCGAGGAAGUGAAAAUAGAGAUUCUGGGAGGUUUCCAUUGAAGUUAUUCACAGACAUACUCAAUUCUUGCAAGUUUCUAAGAUUUUCAAAA